AUGACUUACUUGCAAACAAUCGAUACCACUGUUGAAACUGGAAUUCUUUUGGCAAGAGAAGAAGAGAGGAAGCCCAAUCUUUCGAAGAAGACUACUGCUGGUUCUUCUGAGAAACAAGUCAAGGAAUCUAAAUCUAUGAAGAUUCCGAAGACGUUACCGAUUAUAGAAGCAGAGCCAACAAAACCCAAAGUUUCAAUUGCUGUUACACCAUCAACUCAAAAAGAAAUCAUUCCUUCGAAUACUAGUGUUACUCAUCAAGGACUUCUAUUUUGUGAGAUUCCUGCACCUGCUUCACCAUCUUCAACGAAACAAAGGGCAACUGAUAUGGCCAAACAUAUUUCUAAGAAGAAGAAGAAGAAGAAAAGAAAAAUGAUCAUCUGUUCUGAGUCUACUGCUGAUGAAGAUGAAACAAUUCCAGAAACUCCAAAAGCCGAUCUUCACAAAGAAUCUUCUACUCCUGCACCAACAGAUGUUAUACCACCUGAAGAGUCGGUUGCCAAGUCAGUUUUUGAGGAGGCACGAACUUCUGACAUUCUUGUAAACGUAUCUAAUUCGGAUGCAAAUGUUAUCAUGGGUGAGGAUGCUUCGCAUAAAGCUGACCAAGAAGGUUUUAGAGGGACGUUUGAAAAUUUGGAGUUUGAUGAAGAAGAAACUGAUUUCCCAGAUCACAUGCUAAUGACCAUGAAGCAGUUCAAGAUAUUGAAUACAAAGUUCAAUUCUAUUCUUCAAUCACAGGCAGAUCUUGGGGGAGGUAAUUCAGUAACCAGUUUAGAAGUUGAUGGUACUAGCGAGGAUCGUGGAAAGGCGCCGGCGUGA
Molecule: messenger RNA, 816 nt
Organism: Lactuca saligna
Lineage: Eukaryota; Viridiplantae; Streptophyta; Magnoliopsida; Asterales; Asteraceae
Source: the annotation of a GenBank genome assembly